This is a messenger RNA of Funneliformis caledonium, 2067 nucleotides long. Lineage: Eukaryota; Fungi; Glomeromycota; Glomeromycetes; Glomerales; Glomeraceae. The record is from the annotation of a GenBank genome assembly.
AUGACAUCCAAUAUUAAAAUCCUUAAACCUUCGGAUCCACAAGGUUCAAAUUUAUUAUCUCAAGAAAGAGCCAGAACAACGUUCGAUGUUAAAAAACUUACUUUGGCGUUGUAUGGUUCCAAAGAAUUGGAACGUCUUAAUAGAAUUUUAGAAAUAGUGGAAAACGAUCCAGUGUUCGAUAAGUCUAAAAUAUAUUAUAUGGGAAGAAAUGAAUUAUUCGAACACGCUUUGAAAAAAGACAAGAGAUUAGUACAAUUGAUCAAAAAACAUAGAUGGGAUGUUGAAGAAACUCAUAUCGCUGAAUUAUUCCUUGAUUUGCCAGGGCCCGUAAGGAUGUUCAUACCAACUAUUUUCGGUCAAGGUACUGAAGAACAAAAAAAGAAAUUCCUUAUUCCAGCUAUUAAAUAUGAAAUCAUCGGAUGUUAUGCACAGACCGAAUUAGGUCACGGCUCCAAUGUUCAAGGGUUAGAAACGACUGCAACCUAUAUUCCAGAAACAGAUGAAUUUGAAAUACAUUCUCCUCAUUUGACUGCCUCUAAAUGGUGGAUUGGAGGUUUAGGAAGAACCGCUAAUCAUGCUGUCAUCAUGGCACAGUUGAAAAGUAAUGGAAAGGAUUUUGGUCCUCAUCCAUUUAUCAUUCAGAUUCGAGAUAUGGAAACGCAUCAACCCUUAUCUGGUAUCACAAUUGGAGACGUUGGUCCCAAAUUUGGGUACAAUGCCACCGAUAAUGGGUUUAUGCUCUUUGAUCACGUACGAAUUCCAAGAUCCAACAUGCUCUCCAAAUACUCACAAAUAAAGGAGGGUACGGGAGAAUAUAUAAGUCCACCGAAUGAUAAAUUAUCUUAUGGUACCAUGGUUUUUGUACGUGCCAUGAUUGUCACGGGUGUACGCGUUGCACUUGCGCGUGCUGCCACGAUUGCAAUUCGUUAUUCUGCUGUGCGAAGACAAUUUGUUGACAAAGAUGAACCAAAGAAAUUGGAAAACGGUCGAAUAGUUGAAACGUCAAUAUUGGAUUACACUAUGCAACAAUAUAGAUUGUUUCCUGUAAUCGCCCAAGCUUACGCGUGUUUCUAUACAUCUAAAGCUAUGGUUGACUCAUACUUGAAUUACAUGAAACAAAGUUCUGGUGGUGACUUUUCUUCAUUAGCAGAUUUACAUGCCUCAAGUUCGGGAUUAAAAUCUUUGGCAACUUCAAUGGCAGUGGAUUCAAUCGAAGAUUGUAGAAGAGCAUGUGGUGGUCAUGGAUAUUCAAGUUUCAGUGGAUUUGUUACCUUUUAUCAAAAUUAUUUGCCAAAUACAACUUGGGAGGGUGAUAAUUAUAUCUUGACGCAUCAAACUGCUCGUUAUGUAAAAGUAGUAUCAAAUAAGAAUCCCGAAGCAUACUCUCAAUCCAAUACGAAUCCAACAAUUACUUAUAUUCUUCAAUUUCUAAAUAAUCCAAAUCAAACUUGUACCGCAACUACACCAUCGGAUUUCAAAAAUCACGAACUCCAAUUAAGGGCAUUUGGACAUCGAGCGGCAUACCUAAUUGCCAAUGCAGUUGAUCAAAUUGAUAAUCAUAAAAAAUCAUGGAAUUCCAUGUUAAUUGAAGUCAACAGGAUUUCACGCGCACACUGUCAAUAUAUCCUGGCAAGAAAUUUUAUAACGGCACUUCAGAAAAGUCAUCAACCGAACGAAGAUGAAAGGUUACGCGUAUUACAUGAUAAUCCUGAUUUAAUGGAAGUUAUGAACUCUGUAUGCAAUUUAUUUGUAUUAAACACUAUGGAAAAAGAAUUGGGAGAAUUCCUUGAAUGUGGAUAUAUAACAUCAUCUCAAUCUAAAUUAAUAAGAUCUCAGGUUUAUGAUUUAUUAAAAGAGAUAAGACCAAAUGCUGUUAGUUUGGUUGACGCGUUCUACAUUCCCGAUUUUAUGUUACAAUCCGCACUUGGAAGAUAUGAUGGUAAAGUUUAUGAAACGAUGUUUGAUUGGGCUUCUAAAGAGCCAUUGAACGAAAUUACCUUGGACGUCAAUCCUAAUAGCGAAGUUUUAUUUAGAAACAAUGAUUAUAAAGGAAUGGCUAGACUAUAA